Molecule: messenger RNA, 843 nt
Organism: Cryptosporidium muris RN66
Lineage: Eukaryota; Apicomplexa; Conoidasida; Eucoccidiorida; Cryptosporidiidae
Product: XAP5 domain-containing protein
Exons: 4
Coding region: 1-843 (280 amino acids)
Biological process (GO): chromatin organization
Cellular component (GO): nucleus
Source: RefSeq, a predicted model, not a curated record
AUGAUUCCUCAAAAAGAUGAUAUAAAAUUAUUCAAGGAUCUUGAUGAAAUGUUUGAUACAAAUUCAGAUACACAAGAUAUUGAAGAUAAGUUUAAACACACUAGUAUAGGUUUAGCUCCAGCAGAAGCUUUCAAAAAAUCAGAAUUAUUAGGGCUCUUAAAACAUAACAUAGAAGAUAAAACAAAAUAUCCAAAAUUAAAAAAACCAAAGAUCUAUACUCUUUCAUUUGAACAUGAGAUAACAAAUGAAGAUAAUAAAAUGAAAAAUCAAGCAGAUUAUGAUGUAAGUUUUGAACUCUUAGGGAAAGACAAAACUGUGGAAACUCAGUUUUUACCUGACCCAAAACGAGAAGCUGAAGAAGCUAGAAAAAGAGAAGAAGCGGAGAAAGAAGCUCUUAAAGAGGAUGAAGAACUUAAGAAACAGAUAAUUGAAAUUGUAUUUUCAUAUUGGGAUGGCCAAGGUCAUCGUCGUAGUGUAUGUAUACCUCGUGGCAGUACUAUUGGGGAAUUCCUAGAAACUUGUAGACUUAAAUUAAAGUCUGAAUUCCGUGAGUUAUCUAGGAUAUUAAGUUCAUCUUUGAUGUACAUAAAGGAAGAUGUAAUACUUCCUCAUUAUAUUACGUUUCAUGAGUUAAUAAAGACAAGAGCUAGAGGAAAAACUGGUCCUUUAUUUCACUUCAAUGUAUUUGAUGAUGUUCGAAUAAUUAGUGAUAUUAGGAGAGAAACAACAGAGUCUCAUGCAGGCAAGGUCGUUCAAAGGCAAUGGUAUGAAAAAAAUAAAAAUACAUUCCCAGUUUAUAGAUGGGAAAGUUACUUACCAGGAAAAUUUAAUAAACCAUAUUAA